This is a messenger RNA of Cladocopium goreaui, 321 nucleotides long. The record is from the annotation of a GenBank genome assembly. NCBI's taxonomy places the organism in Eukaryota, Dinophyceae, Suessiales, Symbiodiniaceae.
AUGGCGGCCACUGGUGGCCUCGCGAUUUUAGUCGAUGAGAAACGCGUCAACGAGUUGCUACAACAGAAGAGUGGCAUCAAGGCCUUGCUGAGGUCGGCCUUCAACACCAUUCUGUUCGUUUGCUUCCUACUGCUCUUUACCUCGCUGGCACUCAGUGAGCCGCGCAACAAAAUGAGAGCUUUUGAAGGUUUCCUGCGGAAACGUUUCGAUGAAGCUUCACCAGUUCGAUUGGAGGAGGUUCAGUCCGUGGAUGGCUUCUGGAGAUAUUUCAACGAACCUUGGGAACACCAUGCAUUGAUCAAAAUAUUUGUUGGCAUUUGA